Molecule: messenger RNA, 543 nt
Organism: Suillus plorans
Lineage: Eukaryota; Fungi; Basidiomycota; Agaricomycetes; Boletales; Suillaceae
Exons: 6
Coding region: 1-543 (180 amino acids)
Biological process (GO): ribosomal large subunit biogenesis; ribosome assembly
Cellular component (GO): nucleolus; nucleus; preribosome, large subunit precursor
Molecular function (GO): RNA binding
Source: RefSeq, a predicted model, not a curated record
AUGCGUCCCCUCACAGAAGACGAGAGCAAAGCAGUUUUCACAAAACUUGCAAACUACAUCGGAAAGAACCUCAUCCACCUCAUCGACCGCAAGGAUGAGCCAUAUUGUUUCAGACUGCAUAAAGAUAGGGUCUACUAUGUCUCAGAAUCGUCGAUGCGCAUGAGCAUAUCGGUCGCUCGGCCAAACUUCGUCAGCGUUGGCACUUGCUUCGGAAAAUUCAGUAAAAGUGGCAAGUUCAAGUUGCACAUAACAGCGCUCGACCAUAUUGCACAAUAUGCAAAAUAUAAGGUUUGGAUCAAACCAAACGGAGAGAUGCCGUUCCUGUACGGUAAUCAUGUUGUGAAGGCGCAUCUUGGCCGCAUAACAGAAGAUACUCCUGAACAUCAAGGGGUGGUAGUCUUCAGUAUGAAUGAUGUACCAUUAGGCUUUGGCGUCACAGCUCGGUCAACAGUAGAUACCCGGAAACUAGACCCAACAGCCAUAAUUGUCUUCCAUCAAGCUGACGUUGGUGAAUACCUAAGAGACGAGGAAACCUUGUUUUGA